AAAUACGGUUUCAGAUAUUUCUUAUUAGCCGAGUGGAUAGCAGGUUCCUGCUGAAAGUGUGCAUUGUAUCAGUUUAAAAAAUUGUAGGAUACUAUUAGUAGAACAGAAUGUCGUCCCAAAAGGCAGCUGGUUGGACUUUAGUGUCAAUUCUCAUUUGUAAUUUUGUCUUGAUACAUGCCUAUCCACAACACCACCCAUCACAUACCCAAAUACAGUCCCAUCAACAGCAGCCGUCCUAUUACACAAAUCCUCAGCUAAACAGAAAAUUUGCAGAAAAACCUAAUGCCAUCAAGAAAGUAGCCCUAGAUGAUAUUGAUGAUAUUCAAACCAAUCAAAUUCAGGAUGGAGGAUUCUCAUGGUCCAAUAUGUUGGGAAUGCUAAUGCAAAUGGUGUUCAACAAUAAUAACAACAAUGCUCCUACCAAAUCCGAUGAUAUUGAUAAUGGUGGCAGCUUCACCCAGUCGCCUUGGGCGAAUGUGAUUUCAGUUGGACUCAAAAUUAUCACUGCAUUACUUGGCGGAGGGGCUAACGACGGUAUUGACAAGGUGGACAACGGAGGAUCGCCGAUGCAGAAUGUACUCGCAGCUGUGUUCACAGCUAUGUUCGGUGCUAAGGACCCAGAUCAAAUGAACACUAUGGCAAAACAAGCAGGAGAGUUCAUCAACAUCGUUGUCAAUCUUCUUGAUGCCCUGAAGACAUCAUUCUCUCAUCGUUCUAUGUCAGCGAGAAACUUAGGAAAAAAGGAUUCGUUCAGCGAUGCAGCUGUAGCUGGUAUCACCGUGAUUAAAACUUAUGCUAGGUCUUAUCACAACUCGGAAGACAAAUGCUUAUUGAAGUACAUUUGUGAGGCAAACAAUGACUGUAUGAAUUCUAUUGGUGGAUCAAGCAUCUUUUGCCAGGUUGGAAAUUACGCCACAAGCUACAUCCUUGAAAGGCAAUCAUCCAAGUCAUUUGAAACCCUUUAUGAAGCAGGGCGAAACGGGCGAUUAGGUUUGGACUGCCGACAGCUUUAUCUGGAAUGCAACGAAGUUUAGGCCUUCAUCUUAUCAGUACUGUUAAACGAAAUCUCAAUAACUGGCAUAUCUACAAAUUCUACACAUCAUGUGCCUUAAGCAUCAAUCUGGAACUAUCAAAAGUUAAAUUCAGCGUAUUUUACCAACGGUUAGACAUGUAAAUGCUGAUUGCUUGUCAAACUACGUUACCGUCCUGGAUUAAAACUGGCGUUUUCGAAAGGUUAUAACAACAAAUCCUGUGUCCGUAAUGACUACUCACGUGGCAUAAGUUAAGGUGCAUCAAAUAUAAAAAAAGACAACCCAACACGUCGGAAGCAUGUGAUUCCGUCAAAUUAUUGUUUUGUGUUUCAGAAAGCAUUUAUAACAUUUUCUGUCUAUGAAUUAUUAUGCACCAAAGCAAUUAUUUC
Molecule: messenger RNA, 1420 nt
Organism: Ochlerotatus camptorhynchus
Lineage: Eukaryota; Metazoa; Arthropoda; Insecta; Diptera; Culicidae
Exons: 5
Coding region: 108-1034 (308 amino acids)
Source: RefSeq, a predicted model, not a curated record